Molecule: messenger RNA, 2235 nt
Organism: Zasmidium cellare ATCC 36951
Lineage: Eukaryota; Fungi; Ascomycota; Dothideomycetes; Mycosphaerellales; Mycosphaerellaceae
Exons: 5
Coding region: 1-2235 (744 amino acids)
Biological process (GO): response to oxidative stress; hydrogen peroxide catabolic process
Cellular component (GO): cytosol
Molecular function (GO): catalase activity; heme binding
Source: RefSeq, a predicted model, not a curated record
AUGGCUUCAAGUGCACCCAUUUCCACUGGCUUGGAAAAGCUUCAGAAGACGCUUGAUGGUACCGUUGAGGGUGUCAAGGUGGCGGAUCUGAGACGCGAUACCAAGGACUACCACGAUCCCAAGAACCGGCUCACCACCGAUUAUGGCGUCAAGCAGAACAACACUGAUGACUGGCUCAAAGUUGCCUCCGAGGACAAAACUGGCCCAAUGCUGAUGGAAGACCACGCUGCAAGGGAAAAGAUUAACAGAUUCGAUCACGAGCGUAACCCAGAGAGAGUUGUCCAUGCACGAGGAAGUGGUGCUUUUGGCACUUUCAAGCUGCACAAGAGCUUGGAGCAAUAUACCAGCGCAGGCGUUCUCACCGAUACCACCCUCUCCACACCAACCUUCCUCCGAUUCUCGACUGUACUCGGCAGUGCUGGCAGCGCAGACACUGUCAGAGACGUGCGUGGCUUUGCAAUCAAGCACUACACUCCCGAAGGCAACUGGGAUGUGGUCGGAAACAACAUCCCAGUGUUCUUCAUUCAGGAUGCCAUCAAGUUUCCAGACGUUAUCCACGCCGGCAAACCCGAACCACACAAUGCUGUGCCUCAGGCACAGACAGCCCAUUCCAAUUUUUGGGAUUUCUGUUGGCAACACACCGAAGCGACGCACAUGUUUAUGUGGACCCAAUCGGACCGUGCGAUCCCCCGAUCAUACCGCAUGAUGCAAGGCUUCGGCGUGAACACAUACACUCUGACCAACGCAAAGGGAGAGCGGUUCUUCGUCAAGUUCAUAUGGACGCCUCAUCUUGGCGUGCACAGCUUUGUCUGGGAUGAGGCAUUGAAGCUUGCUGGGCAAGAUCCAGAUUUCCACCGCAAAGACUUGUGGGAAGCCAUCGAGAACAAGGCCUAUCCCAAGUGGGACUUCGGCGUGCAAGUCAUCCCAGAAGGCGAGGAAGACAAGUUCGAGUUUGAUAUCCUGGACGCCACCAAGGUCUGGCCAGAGGAUCUUGUCCCCAUCCAAUAUGUUGGCGAAUUGGAAUUGAACCGCAACCCCGAUGAGUACUUCACUCAAACGGAGCAGGUUGCUUUCUGCACUGGUCACGUUGUUCCAGGCAUUGGCUUCUCGGACGACCCUUUGCUGCAAGGCCGCAACUUCAGCUAUCAAGACACCCAGCUGUCUCGCCUUGGUAUCAACUUCCAGGAGCUGCCGAUCAACCGUCCAGUGUGCCCAGUCAUGAACAACAACCGCGAUGGUGCAAUGAGGCACACGAUCACAAAAGGCACUGUCAACUACUGGCCAAAUAGAUUCGAUGCGGCACCUCCAGCCGCUGUCGAGGAGCAACCUUACAUUGACUACCCACAACAGGUUGCUGGCAUGAAAGCUCGUCUGAGGUCAAAGAAGUUCAGAGAGCACUUCAACCAGGCCCAGCUGUUCUACAACUCGCUUUCCUUGCCCGAGCAGAUGCACGUUCAGUUCGCACUCGCUUUCGAACUUGAUCACUGCGAAGAUCCGAUUGUUUACGAGAGAAUGAGCCAGCGACUUGCAGAUAUCGACAUCGACCUGGCAAAGAAUGUUGCCGAGCUUGUUGGUGCCCAGAUUCCUGAAAAGCAAGGCCGUCCAAACCAUGGAAAGAAGGCUUCUGGCCUCAGCCAGACCGAGUUCCCCGGCAAGACGCCCACGAUUGAGACUCGAAGGAUCGCCAUUAUCAUCGCAGAUGGCUACGAUGCGGCUGCUUAUAACGGCAUCGUUGCUGCAGCCAAAGCAUGUUCGGCACUGCCAUUCACCAUCGCCCCAAGACGUACUCCCAUCUACGCCGCCGGCGAAAGCAAAGAAUCCGGCAAAGGCGUCAAGCCAGACCACCACCUCGAAGGCAUGCGCAGCACCAUGUUCGACUCCGUCUUCGUGCCAGGCGGCGCCGACUCCAUCGCAACCCUCCGCGAGAACGGCCGCGCCCUGCACUGGGUCCGCGAAGCCUUCGCCCACCUAAAAGCCAUCGGCGCUGUAGGCGAAGCCGUCGACUUCGUCCGAGACGCGUGCGAACUCCCCGGCGUGGCGUUCAGCACCAGCGAUGCCGUCACGGACAGCUACGGCGUUGUGACGGCCGCGAAGGUGAAGCCCGAAAGUUUCAGGGAGACGGUGAAGAUGGCCAAGGGCGCGGCGGAUUUUGUCGACGCGUACUUUUAUGAGAUUUCGCAGCAUAAGAAUUUUGAGCGGGAGAUUAAGGGGUUUCCGUUGAUGGUGGCUUAUUAG